This is a messenger RNA of Phalaenopsis equestris, 1728 nucleotides long. Its product is annotated as protein NRT1/ PTR FAMILY 3.1-like. The transcript is spliced from 3 exons. Lineage: Eukaryota; Viridiplantae; Streptophyta; Magnoliopsida; Asparagales; Orchidaceae. Gene Ontology annotation, biological process: transmembrane transport. Gene Ontology annotation, molecular function: transmembrane transporter activity. The record is from RefSeq and is a predicted model, not a curated record. Bases 46 to 1728 code for a protein of 560 amino acids. Gene Ontology annotation, cellular component: plasma membrane.
AAUGAACUCUUCGACCGGUUUGCCACAGCUGGUUUUAAUGUUAAUAUGGUUCAGUACCUUCGGAAUGAACUCCAUUUUCCUCUUGUUCAGGCCACAAAUACUCUUAGUAACUUUGCAGGCACAGCCAGCUUUACUCCCAUCGUUGGUGGUCUUAUAGCAGACUCUUUUGCUGGCCGAUUUUGGACUGUAGCCGUUGGCACUUUAAUCUAUCAGCUAGGCAUGAUGGGAGUCACCACGACAGCAAUCCUCCCGAACCUCCGCCCAAAGCCAUGCCCUCCUCAGUCCCCAUUAUGCCAGAAAGCUUCAGAUUGGCAGCUGGCCAUCUUCUACAGCUUCUUCCUCCUCACAGUGGUCGGGGCGGGCGGGAUCCGACCCUGCGUGGUCGCAUUUGGAGCGGACCAGUUCGAGCUAGACCGGUCGCAACAGCGGCCGCGUGGUUCGGGCCUAAAAUGGAGCUACUUCAACAUCUAUUUCUUCAGCAAGGGAGUGGCAAAAUUGCUGGCUAUCACAGUUGUGGUUUACAUACAGGAUAAUGUGGGAUGGGGGUUAGGUUUCGGGAUACCCACCAUCGCCAUGUUCUUUGCAGGCAUGGCUUUCUUUGCUGGGAGCCCGCUUUAUAUAAAGCUGAAGCCCGGCGGGAGCCCGCUGACGAGACUGGCCCAAGUGGUGGUAGCGGCGGUUCGGAAGCGGAAGCUUGUUUUGCCGGAGGAAAGCAGCGAUCUUUAUCAGAAUAAAGAGAUGGAUGCUGAUUUAUCAACGGCUGGAAGGCUCUUGCACACCGACCAAUUCAGGUGCUUGGACCGGGCUGCAAUCUUCACAGAUUCCGACAUCACUGCCGCUGGCUCACCACGACUGUGGCGACUAUCCACCGUCCACCGUAUCGAGGAGCUCAAAUCCAUACUCCGCAUACUCCCAAUUUGGUCCGUCGGCAUCUUGAUCAGCACCGCCUCCUCCCACAAUAGUUCCUUCACCAUCAUCCAAGCCAAAUCCAUGGACCGCCGUCUCGCCGGAAACUUCCAAAUCCCCGCUGCUACUCUCUCCAUCUUCUCCAUCCUCUCCAUGCUCCUCACUCUAUCCCUCUACGAUCGCCUCCUCACCCCCCUCGCCCGCCGUUUCACACGCCGUCCCCAAGGCAUCUCCAACCUCCAACGCAUCGGCAUCGGCCUCGCAAUCUCCAUCAUCACAAACAUCUGUGCCGCGCUCGUCGAAACAAGACGACGCGCCACCGCCACCAUGCAUGGCCUUACUGACAGCCCGAGUGCCACCGUGCCUAUCAGCGUUUUCUGGUUAGUGCCGCAGUAUGCAGUAAGCGGCGUUGCCGAAGCCUUCUAUUCGGUGGGGCAAAUGGAAUUCUUGUAUCACCAGUCGCCGGAGAGCACGAGGAGCACGGCAGCUGCGCUUUUUUGGUUGGCGUCGUCGUUGGGGAAAUAUGGGGGGUCUUUGCUGGUGAAUUUGGUUAGCCAUUUUAGUAAGAGGACAAAAGAGGGAGAUUGGUUGCAGAAUAAUAUUAAUAAGGGGAGAAUGAAUUACUAUUAUUGGCUGGUUGUUGGGCUGCAAGUUUUCAACUUCGUAUACUGUCUUGUUUGUGCGAAGUUUUACAAGCUUAAGCCGUUGGAGAUCGUCGGAGAUGAGAGUACUGGCAAGGUUGUGGACGGCGAUAACGGCGGCGGUGGCUGCGAAGUGGAGUUGGCUGCUGUAGCCAUGGAGAAAGGACAAAUUUUAAAAUAA